Molecule: messenger RNA, 561 nt
Organism: Terrapene triunguis (Three-toed box turtle)
Lineage: Eukaryota; Metazoa; Chordata; Testudines; Emydidae
Product: calcium homeostasis modulator protein 6-like
Exons: 1
Coding region: 121-552 (143 amino acids)
Molecular function (GO): monoatomic cation channel activity
Source: RefSeq, a predicted model, not a curated record
AUGGGCUUUUCAAGCAGUGUCCACUUAUUGAUCUCCUGUCUAAAACAAUGUUAAAUUAUAUAUUCUAGCCAGGAACUUUUCAUGCUCCUAAUCAUCUGCAACCUUCAUUGAUCCAGCUGUAUGUUCCCCCAGGUGCUAGGAUGGCUACUGAUAGCAAGCAUCAUGGCUUUAGUACUGGCUGUCACAUGCAUCAACCGCUGUCGUUCUCCAGUCAGUUUUCUUCAGCUGAGGUUCUGGAAAAUCUACUUGGAAAAGGAACGGGAGGUUUUUGAGAGGAAGGCCAAGGAGCAUGCAACCAAGCUGGCAGAAAGGAACCUGAAGUGCUUCUUUGAGUCCACUGAGCCAGAACCAUUUCAGACUCCCAGCAACAAAGACUGGCAGCAGAUCUCGUCCUUGUAUGCCUUCAAUACUAAAGGACAGUAUUACAGCAUGAUACACAAAUAUAUUAGUGCAAACAGAGGCACCAGCAUCAGAUCUACUGAAGAAGAUGUGUUUUCUCCUGCUUUAGGAUUUGUGGAUGGCACUGAUUUUAAUGAAACGGGGACAUUAUAAUCAAAUAAA